Molecule: messenger RNA, 3237 nt
Organism: Linnemannia hyalina
Lineage: Eukaryota; Fungi; Mortierellomycota; Mortierellomycetes; Mortierellales; Mortierellaceae
Source: the annotation of a GenBank genome assembly
AUGGAGAGUAUUCUCGACUUUAGCCGUGAUCUUGAUAUCGGCCUCUUUGACCGUGUCGUCCAGGCCUUCUUCAGCGCCGGACCUGAUCACAAACAUGCCCAGGCCAUCUUGACCGAGUUCCAGGAGAACCCCGACGCAUGGAGACGUGUGGAUGCCAUUCUGGACAAGUCUACCGAUCUCAACUCCAAGUUCAUCGCCCUCAAUGUCCUGGAGAAGCUUGUCCAGACGCGGUGGAAGAUGCUUCCCCCAGAGCAGUGCCAAGGAAUUCGCAACUACACUGUAGGCUUGAUCGUCAAGCUGUCAUCGGAUGAGGCUACUCUUCAGCAACAAAAGACUCUUCUCGGCAAGCUCAACAUGGUCCUCGUCCAGAUCUUGAAGCAGGAAUGGCCCCACGCCUGGCCCAACUUCAUCCCAGAGAUUGUGGUGUCAAGUAAAUCCAACUUGUCCUUGUGCGAGAACAACAUGGUCAUUCUCAAAUUGUUGAGUGAGGAGAUUUUCGACUACUCCGCUGAGCAGAUGACCCAAGUCAAGACCAAGAACCUCAAGAACUCGAUGUGCCACGAGUUCUCCGAGAUUUUCCAGCUCUGCAGUGAAGUCUUGGAGAAGGCCAACAAGGUCUCUUUGAUCAAGGCCACUCUCAACACCCUCCUUCGUUUCCUCAACUGGAUCCCCCUCGGCUAUAUCUUUGAGACAUCCAUUGUUGAGAACUUGCGCACAAGAUUCUUGGAGGUUCCUCAGUUCCGCAAUGUCACUCUCCGCUGCUUGACUGAGAUCGGAAGUUUGACUGUUGCCGCCGACUACAACGACAAGUUUGUCAUCCUUUUCAACAUCGUGAUGACCUCUGUCGCAAAGACCAUCCCCAUCGGAGCUAACAUUGCCGAGAUGUACGAGAAUGCCAACGACGAUGAGCAGCAGUAUAUUCAGAACUUGGCAUUGUUCUUGACCGGUUUCUUGGGAGUCCACUUGAAGCUUGUCGAGAACCCUCAGAACCGCGAGGUGUUGUUGGUUGCUCACCAGUACUUGCUCAAGAUCUCUCAGGUCGAGGAGCGCGAGAUCUUCAAGAUUUGCUUGGAGUACUGGGCCAAGUUGGUGGCAGAGCUUUACGAGGAGAUCCAGCAGCUCCCCGUCAUGGAGUUGCCUUUGUUGAACCUCGGCGCCGGUGGAAUGAUGCAGUCUGCUUCUGGAAACGUCUCUCUCCGUAAGAGCUUCUAUACCGAGAUUCUCGCCCGUCUCCGUGUUGUUAUGAUCGAGCGUAUGGUCAAGCCCGAAGAGGUCUUGAUUGUGGAGAACGAUGAGGGAGAGAUUGUUCGCGAGGUCAUGAAGGAGAGUGACACCAUCACCUUGUACAAGAGCAUGCGCGAGGUCCUCGUCUACUUGACCCAUCUGGACUGCCAGAACACCGAGCAGAUUAUGUCGGACAAGUUGACCAAGCAGGUCGACGGAUCGGAAUGGUCCUGGGGAAACCUCAACCAGCUCUGCUGGGCCAUCGGUUCCAUCUCUGGUGCCAUGAACGAGGAUGCAGAAAAGAGAUUCUUGGUGACCGUUAUCAAGGAGCUUUUGGGACUUUGCGAGAUGAAGCGCGGCAAGGACAACAAGGCCGUCGUCGCCUCCAACAUCAUGUACAUUGUCGGACAGUACCCUCGCUUCUUGAAGGCUCAUUGGAAGUUCUUGAAGACUGUGGUGAACAAGCUCUUCGAAUUCAUGCACGAGACUCAUGAUGGAGUUCAAGAUAUGGCUUGCGAUACUUUCAUCAAGAUUUCGCAAAAGUGCAGACGCCACUUUGUCUUGCAGCAGUCGCAGGAGGUCAUGCCAUUCAUCGACGAGAUCCUCAACACCCUCGACAAGAUCACCAGCGACCUCUCACCCGCCCAAAUCCACACCUUCUACGAGGCCAUCGGUUACAUGAUUUCGGCCCAGCCCAACCGUGCCGCCCAGGAGCGUCUGAUCGCCAAGGCCAUGCAGGCUCCCAACCAGUACUGGGACACCAUCAUGCAACAGGCUAAUCAGAGCUUGGAGAACCUCGAUAGCCCAGAUAACCUGAAGGUCUUGGCCAGCGUCUUGAAGACCAACGUUGCUGCUUGCGGAUCGAUCGGACCUGGUUUCUUCUCCCAGCUUGGUCGCAUCUAUCUCGACCUCUUGGGUGUCUAUAAGGCCGUCAGUCAGUUGAUCUCUGAGAGUGUCGUGAAGCAGGGCCCCGUUGCUCUCCGUACCCCCCGUGUCCGUCAGAUGCGCACUGUCAAGAAGGAGGUCUUGCGUUUGAUUGAGACCUACGUCAACAAGGCCGAUGAUCUGACCGAGGUCACCCAGAAAGUCAUUCCUGGUGUUCUCGAGGCCGUCUUGGGCGACUACCAGCGCAACGUCGAGCCUGCCCGUGACGCAGAGGUCCUUAGUGUCAUGAGCACCAUUGUCACCAAGCUUGGGUCGCUGUUGAACGACCGUAUCCCCAUUAUUCUGGAAUCAGUGUUCGAUGUCACCUUGAACAUGAUCAACAAGGACUUUUCAGAGUACCCUGAUCACCGUGUUGGAUUCUUCAAGCUUGUCCGCGCCAUCUCCCAGAGCUGCUUCCCAGCGCUGAUGAAGCUCCCCCCCGCACAGCUCAAGUUAAUUAUGGACAGUGUUGUUUGGGCGUUCAAGCACACGAUGCGUGAUAUUGCCGAUACUGGAUUGAGCAUCUGCUUGGAUAUGAUCAACAACUUUACCGCCAGCGACCCCGCCAUUGCCCAGGCCUUCUACCAGGCCUACUUCUUGAACCUCUUGAACGAUGUCUUCUAUGUCUUGACCGACAACAACCACAAGAGCGGCUUCAAGCUUCAGAGUCAGGUUCUUGCCCGUAUGUUCUACUUGGUUGAGACCGGAGCUGUCCAGGCACCACUGUUCACACCCGCGCAGGCACAGGAGAUGAACGAUCCCAACCUGACCAACGCCUCGUUCCUGAGGAACUACAUGGUCAACCUCCUCCAAAACGCCUUCCCCCACGUGCAACCAACACAAGUGCGGUCAUUCACGAUGGCGCUCUUCGAGACUAACCGAGAUCCCAACAAGUUCAAGCUUCAUUUGCGUGAUUUCUUGAUCCAGCUGACCGAGUUUGGUUCUACGGAGACUGAACAGAACGAGUUGUACUUGGAUGAGCGUGAGGCAGAAGUUGAGGCCAAGCGCAAGAGCGACCGGGAGGCGGCCCUCAGGAUCCCCGGUCUUGUCAAGCCCUCGGAUUUGCCCACCAUGGACGAGGACGAUUAA